GUGAGCCACCACAUCUGGCGCUACGAUGCCAAAUCUCACCAAAAUAACAAAUAACAUUUUAAGCAUACUGCCAACAAAAAUAACAGGGAGUAUGAUUAACAUAUUCCAAGUCCACACAGAGUGCUCUGUAUAAAUUACAGCGCCUGGGAUCCUUACACUGAAGUUGGAUGGAACAGCAGUGACUUUGCACUUGGAAGACAGUCACGUCACUUCUGCUUAAUCUCUACAGGCAAGGGAAGCAAGGCCCGCUGUACCUUGAACUGCUAGGCGAAGGCAAUAACCAGCUCAAUGAGUUUUCUCUUUGCCAAAUGGCAAAAAUGGCCAGUUGAAGACUGAUCCUUAAUAAAUAUAAACCAACCAACCAACCAACCAACAAACAAACAAACAAAAGCCCAUUCGAUCUGAAUCACAGUGAUUUGUUCCCAUCAGGGUCCAGUUUGCCCUUCAUAAAGUGUUCUGCCAGUAAUUCUGAGAAAGCAAUCGGUGUUAAGGGGCCAAGAAUCCACUAAUGUCUACAAAGCACGCGAUGCCAGGGGUCAAGCAGGCUAAUCCAUGAACCAGUAAGUAGAAAACCAACACUAUUACUUUGGUAAAAGUUAAGCAAUCAUACAUUAAUUAUUAAGCAAUGGCUCUAACAGACCUUAGUGAUACCCAACUGGAACAAAAUAAGUAAAUAUAAACCAGGCAGAGGGCAGGAGCAGCUACGGUGUUAAUAAGUUUAUCUCUUGAGCAAUUUUGGUGUCAUCUCUGAUUAAGAAUACACCUCUGCUCACAGACUUCUGGAACGUGCACAUGAUGUGGGGUGCAAAACCACAGAGUUAUAAAAUCAGAGGGCACAGGAGCACGACACUGUACCCAAAAGCCUGUUUUUUUUCCAACUUUACACUCUCCAAGUUACCCGCGUCCCAGCAGCCUUUGCGUAGCUUGCCUCCAAUCAGCGGGAAGCCCCGGCGAGGGCGGGGAGGCGCGGUGGGGCCACGCCCCCUCCUCGCCUGGUCUCUGCAGUCACCCUCCAGAUGUGCCAUCCCCUCCAUACCGGACUGAGCUGUAUCGCUACCCUAGUGGAGGACAAAACCAAGGAUGUGGAGUACAUGUUCGGUGUCGUAGGCAUCCCCGUGACCGAAAUCGCCCUUGCUGCCCAGGAACUGGGCAUCAAGUACAUUGGGAUGCGGAAUGAGCAAGCGGCUUGUUAUGCUGCCUCUGCAGUUGGAUACCUGACAGGCAGGCCAGGAGUGUGCCUUGUUGUUUCUGGUCCCGGUCUCAUCCACGCCUUGGGCGGCAUGGCAAAUGCAAACAUGAACUGUUGGCCCUUGAUUGUGAUUGGUGGUUCUUCUGAAAGAAAUCAAGAAGCUAUGGGAGCCUUCCAGGAGUUUCCACAGGUUGAAGCUUGCAGAUUGUAUACCAAGUUCUCGGCCCGGCCAAGCACCAUAGAGCUCAUUCCGUUUAUUAUUGAAAAGGCAGUGAGGAGCAGUAUCUAUGGUCGCCCGGGAGCUUGUUACAUUGACAUUCCUGCAGAUUUUGUGACCCUCCAGGCGAACGUGACUUCUAUAAAAUACAAGGAGUGCUGCAUGCCACCUCCAGUUAGCAUGGCAGAAACCUCUGCUGUGUGCGCAGCAGCCUCUGUUCUUCGGGAUGCCAAGCAACCCCUGCUUAUCAUCGGGAAAGGCGCUGCCUAUUCCCACGCAGAGGACAGCAUCAGGAAGCUGGUGGAGCAGUGCAGUUUGCCAUUUUUGCCUACGCCUAUGGGGAAGGGGGUUGUCCCUGACAAUCAUCCCAACUGUGUAGGCGCGGCCAGAUCCAGGGCUUUGCAGUCCGCUGACGUGAUUGUGUUAUUUGGUGCGAGACUAAACUGGAUCUUACAUUUUGGACUGCCUCCAAGAUACCAGGCAGACGUGAAGUUUAUUCAGAUUGAUAUCUGUGCAGAAGAACUGGGGAAUAAUGUCAGGCCUUCUGUGAUUUUGCUAGGAGAUAUAGAUGCUGUCUCUAAACAGCUUUUAGAACAGUUUGAUAAAACUCCGUGGCAGUGCCCCCCAGACAGCCAGUGGUGGAAGACUCUGAGGGAGAAAAUGAAGAGCAAUGAAGCCAUCUCCAAGGAACUGGCUUCCCAAAAGUCCCUCCCUAUGAAUUAUUACACAGUGUUCUACCACGUUCAAGAACAGUUGCCCCGAGACUCUUUCAUAGUGAGUGAGGGGGCAAACACCAUGGACAUCGGACGGACUAUGCUUCAGAACUGCCUUCCUCGCCACAGGCUUGAUGCAGGUUCUUUUGGAACAAUGGGGGUUGGCCUGGGAUUUGCCAUUGCAGCCGCUCUAGUGGCUAAAGACAGAAGUCCUGGGCAGCGGGUCAUCUGUGUGGAAGGUGACAGUGCCUUCGGAUUUUCUGGCAUGGAAGUGGAGACCAUCUGCAGGUACAACUUGCCAAUCAUACUCUUGGUAGUAAACAAUAAUGGAAUUUACCAAGGUUUUGACGCUGACACCUGGGAAAAAAUGCUACAUUUUCAAGAAGCUGCUACAACUGUCCCUCCAAUGUGCCUCUUGCCAAACUCGCAUUAUGAGCAGGUCAUGACUGCAUUUGGAGGCAAAGGGUAUUUUGUACGAACACCAGAAGAGCUCCAACACUCGCUGAGGCAGGCUCUGCAAGACACAAGUAAACCCUGCCUUCUCAACAUUAUGAUUGAGCCACAAAGUACGCGCAAGGCCCAGGAUUUUCACUGGCUCACCCGUUCUAACAUGUGAAUAAACUACUUGAUGGUUAUGAGGAAUUUUCUCUUUCCCGCAAGGUAGAAUUUACUUUUCAUAGCAAAAUUACCAUAGUGCUAAAAUUGUAUUUAAAAAUACACUUUAAAUUGUAUUUUAUAGUAAAGAAAUUGACUAAAGCCAGA
Messenger RNA from Mus musculus (house mouse), 2881 nucleotides. RefSeq names its product 2-hydroxyacyl-CoA lyase 1 (gene Hacl1). Gene Ontology annotation, molecular function: thiamine pyrophosphate binding; identical protein binding; carbon-carbon lyase activity. The coding region runs from base 1017 to 2735 and encodes 572 amino acids. The transcript is spliced from 17 exons. Gene Ontology annotation, cellular component: peroxisome. Lineage: Eukaryota; Metazoa; Chordata; Mammalia; Rodentia; Muridae. The record is from RefSeq and is a predicted model, not a curated record. Gene Ontology annotation, biological process: protein targeting to peroxisome; fatty acid metabolic process; fatty acid alpha-oxidation.